This is a messenger RNA of Sitophilus oryzae (rice weevil), 1339 nucleotides long. It is a transcript of the gene Dak1, whose product is annotated as UMP-CMP kinase. The coding region runs from base 249 to 884 and encodes 211 amino acids. Gene Ontology annotation, biological process: 'de novo' pyrimidine nucleobase biosynthetic process; CDP biosynthetic process; UDP biosynthetic process. The transcript has a single exon. NCBI's taxonomy places the organism in Eukaryota, Metazoa, Arthropoda, Insecta, Coleoptera, Curculionidae. Gene Ontology annotation, cellular component: nucleus; cytoplasm. The record is from RefSeq and is a predicted model, not a curated record. Gene Ontology annotation, molecular function: UMP kinase activity; ATP binding.
UCAAAAACAAAAACAAAUCCCUGUGUAGAUUGAAUUGUCACAAAGUUAUUAAUUCUUAUCAGUAAAAGAUAUAAUUCCGAGACAUUUUAAUAAGUUUUGAAACCUAAGUAAUCUUUAAAUUAUCAUUUUUACACAAAUUAUGCGGGUUCAUUAAAUUUUAUGACGCAUGACAAAAAAGUGUUAGGUUAUGCGACCUCGUCGUAUUUUUAUCAAAGUUCUGCCGCGUCGCUACAUUAAAAAACUUUUCGAUGUUUGCUGGAAUUAGUUUAUUUUCAACGGCGCUCAAGCACGUUUUAAAAAUGACUCCCAAUGUGGUAUUUGUGUUGGGUGGUCCAGGAGCUGGCAAAGGAACUCAGUGCCAAAAGAUUGUAGAACAUUUUGGUUAUGUGCAUCUUUCUGCUGGAGAUCUUUUACGAGAAGAGCGCUCCAAACCCGGAUCGAAAUACGGAGAGCUCAUUGAAACGUACAUUAAAGAAGGCAAAAUAGUACCUGUUGAAAUAACAUGCAGUUUACUGGAACGAGCCAUGGUACAGUCAGGCAAACAAAACUUUUUAAUAGAUGGUUUUCCACGCAAUCAGGAUAAUUUAGACGGCUGGAAUAAAGUUAUGGCCAACAAGGUGAAUCUACAAUUUGUGAUUGUAUUCGAUUGUCCCUUAGAAGUUUGUACAGAACGGUGUUUGAAACGGGGAACGUCAAGUGGUAGAGUGGAUGACAAUGUGGACAGUUUAAGAAAACGCAUUAAUACUUUUUUGUCUGAAACUAGACCUAUAAUUGAUUACUAUGCGAAGCUCAACUUAGUAAGACAAAUAGAUGCUACCAGGCCAGAGGAAGAAGUGUACAAAGAUGUAGAACAUUUAUUUCAGGCAGGAGCCGGUGAUAACUAACAAUUCUUAAAAAGAUAGAUUGUGAAAUUAAGUUUGAAUUUAUCAUUCCCAAUUUUUAAAUAACUUAAAAACAUCUUUGGCAUUUUUUAGUUAAUUUUGUAUUUAGGGUACAUAACUAAAGGUGGAUUUUGUUUCUUAGUAGAUUUACGUUAUAUGUAUGAUAUAUAACACUGUUUAUUUAUUCAGUAUUAUGUUUAAAGUAAUAAUUUAAACUACAUUAAAGCACACAUCUUAAUACAGCAUAGUUUAAUCACCAUUUUGUGUUUUUAGUUUAUUAGAGGAAUAAUUGAUCAUAUUUAAUCAGAUUUUAGGUGUCUUUAAUACAUUUUUAGCCAAUGUUUUCUUCAUAUUUUUGUAUGGUUUUGUGAUUUAUUUUUAAGUUAACUAACUAAUUUGAAACCAAAAAUUACAUGACGGUCUCUUUAAAAGUUGUGAAUAUAGUUGAAUUAUUCAAG